Pararge aegeria (speckled wood butterfly) is the source of this 3139-nucleotide messenger RNA. Its product is annotated as G-protein coupled receptor Mth2-like. Gene Ontology annotation, molecular function: transmembrane signaling receptor activity. The coding region runs from base 52 to 1623 and encodes 523 amino acids. Gene Ontology annotation, biological process: cell surface receptor signaling pathway. Gene Ontology annotation, cellular component: membrane. The record is from RefSeq and is a predicted model, not a curated record. NCBI's taxonomy places the organism in Eukaryota, Metazoa, Arthropoda, Insecta, Lepidoptera, Nymphalidae. The transcript has 8 exons.
UGUUCAUCCCAAGAGCAUUAGUAAUAUUAUAACUACUUACGAGUUAACAUCAUGUGCACAAAAAUUUUUCUUGUGUGUUCUACAAUAGUUUUAUUAUCAAGAACUGUUCGUGCGUUAUCUGUUAUCCUCGAUCCAGGAGACAAUCAGACAGUAAAGUGUUUAGAAAGAAAGUGCGUCCCAAAAUGUUGUGGAAGUGACCAAUAUUUGAGCAAUUUAACCUUCGUCGCGUGCUCCGACUACGAUCAAGUAUAUGACUAUUACAAUGUACCAGUUUACGAGAAAUUUACGAAUAAUCCACGUGUACUUCAUAAAAUAAAAGAAACGUUGGGUGAUAUAUUUUAUCUGGUGCCUGAUAAAUUGAAUGAUGAAAUAGCAGUAAACUUGACUUUUGGCGAAAAUUUUCCUUUCAUUGCCGAGACGUAUAAAUUGAAAUCAUUUCUGACCGAGACUGGUGAAUUGUACAUGGACUUUCCGAACGCCUACUUGCGAUGGCGUCCGGUAGAACACUUUUGUUUCGACUACGUGCUAGACGAUGAAACGGGGGAGGUGAAGCCCUCAUAUGUAUUGGUAUUUCUUGAACCCGGUACCGAAGUGGGCGUUCAAAGUUACUAUUACUAUUACUUGAUAAUAUCAUGCGUGUUUCUCGCGCUGGUACUCGUGGUCUAUAUCAUACUGCCCGAGCUACGGAACCUGGGCGGAAUGAUACUGAUGGCGUACACCUCCAGUUUGAUGAUGGGCUUCGUCCUACUGGCAGUGAUGCAAAGCAACAACAUAACAAAAUGUGUUGAGUUAACUGGCUCGAUAUAUUUUUUCUUGUUGGCAACUUUCUGCUGGAUGAACGUUAUGACGGUGGACAUAUGGUGGACUUUCCGUGGUUACGCGAAAGCGAGGCCUAUUCAUCGAAGAGGAGAACGCUUUAAGUUUUGCAUGUAUUGCCUCUACGCCUGGGGACUGCCUGGCGUAAUGACCAUCGGACUGAUUGAAGUUGACAGAGCGGAUUUGUCUGAAACGCCCUGGAUUAUCAAACCUCUGAUAAACAGAGCAGGGUGCUUUCUGCAAGAGGGACAGAAAAUGCUUUACUUGUAUAUGCCGAUUUUGAUACUGAUUCUUUGCAAUUGGCUGUUCUUCUUGAUGACGGCAUAUAACAUAAGACGGUUGAUGCGCGGAACUGCUGUACUGAAUUCAGCUGCCGCUGGCAACGCAGCCGCUCACCAGCAACAGAGAAACAGACUGAUGGUGUACCUGAAGCUGUCCGUAAUAAUGGGAAUAAAUUGGCUAUUGGAAGUUGUCAGCUAUUUCACUCCCAAACUACGAGCAUGGGAGAUCUCUGACACAUACAAUUUGCUCAUAGGAUUCGCGAUAUUCCUCAUAUUCGUCUGCAAAAAGAAAAUAUACAAAAAAUUAGUAGCAAGGUUUUAUGAGUUACACAGUACAUACUUCGGUGGAAAACGUCCAACGCGGACCUUGACCAAAAGCAGUACGAGCAGUAGCACCCUGGACUCGAAUAUUAGUCAAGAAAUACCAAUGCAAGUAUCCAGCAAUCCGAUGCCGGAGGAGAAACGGGACAGGAAGAACGAUUUCAAUAGAACAAAUUACAAAAUUAACAAUGACGACUUGAAGUGAUUUUUUUAUAAUAUAAGAAGAAAUGUAUUUGAUCUCUCAUGCAUUAUAUGUUUAAUAGCUUUAAUACAAUAGGCAUGAUGACAAAAUCGCCCUGAUGCUCGGAAGAAUUUACUAAGUAUAACCAAAAAAUAUGUCAUUUUUGCAGAAAUCAAAGGUUUUGUUGAUGUAAAUUGUAAAUUAUAUUUUCAAAAAUUAUUUCCAUCGGAAAUGCUCGCCGGGUGCCAUGGCCGUAAAUAAGAGAUUAUUCAGUUCUUUGAAAUAGCGAAAAAUUAUAGAUUAUAGAAUUAAUAACGAAAAACUUAGCAGUUGAUAGAUUGUCAUCGUUAGAUUUUGCAUUUAUUGAAAAUAAAUACCGGUCUCACUUUGAAUAUAAAUAAAAAUACGUUUUUUACAAUACAUUAGUCAUAAUUAUGUCAUUAGAUAAAUACAAUAUUUUAGCUAUUCUUACUUAUUGUCAUCUUGCCUAUUAAAUGCGAAAGUGUUUGUUGUCAUUUAUCUGGGACUGACGCGACGUGGCGGUGUAUGCUAUGUUCAAGGUCUACGAUUUUUGAGCAUUAUUGCGUGAGGCUAAUAGUACACAGCGUUUAAAAGUUUAAGUAUCUCUAAUUAAAGCAUAACUCUAAGCUAAACACUGACAUUUAAUAAAACUAUUUAUAAAAAUUUUCUUCUUCUAUCUUCUUGACACUUUUGCCGGGACUCCGAACUCUGGUGAUUUUAGUCCCGCCAUUUUCAAAAUUUUUAUAUAACCUUCCUCUUUGAGAUCUGGGUUCCUGCCGAUUUUGAAUGCUAACUCCAACAUAUAUCGACCACAGAUUAUGUAUAAUUUUGGCCACUUUGAACGAAGCUAAGCGAAGCGGAAGCUGAGCCAAUACGCGGUGAUAUGCAGAUUAACAACCAAUCACACUACGCGUAGGUUUAACAAGAGAUUAGUUUUGAUUGCAUGCAAGAUGCGUACGGUCUACGUUUUAUGUUUAAGUCGUGAUUAAUAUGUUUGGAAUAUAAGAGAAUCAGGGACCAGCAGAACUUUAUGUAUCUCGGAUAUAAAAUUAGUUUGAAGCUUCCAACAUGGGUUACCAUGUUAAAAAUCUAUCCAAACCGUGUAGGACUCAUAAGUCAACAUCUCUUGAGAAUGCUUCGGUGUCUCGGAGCGUAUAACUUUUAAACAUCUGUUUGGUGUGGGGUAUUAUGAUUGAAGAAAUUAUAAGCUGAACCGUACUAACUUCGUGCUUGAUUAAUGUAGGUACAUUGUAUAAAAUGGAAUUCCUCGAAGGUACGCCUGACUUAAAAAUAAUAAUAGCUACUAUUGUAAUAAAUUAAGAAUUUGCUAUUUGAUAAGUGACCUGUUGAUGAGCUAGAUGACCUACCCUACUGACAACAAUGUUACCGCCACUAACAAAGCCUUCUUUUUAAAUUAAUUCGAAGUCUUAAUUUGCAUACAAAAUUAUCAAUUAAUUUAUAUUUCGGCUGUUCCUUUUGGUUUCAAACAUAACAAAAUAAGAAAAUGAAAAUCUAUCUA